AUGUCUGUCAAUACUGCUCUACCUCCGUCGCAGCGGGGCCAAAAGAAUAUCCCGUCGAAUUUGAUGGAUGACCUUAGCAAGCGGCUGGAAAGCAACCCAUACGAUGCGAAGCGGAAUCCCAAGGGAAUCAUCGACCUUGGGUCUGCCGUCAAUGAGAUAAUGUUGGAAGACUUGGCGUGUUGGACAAAGCGGAAUGUCAAGAAGACCCAGCUCAAGGAGACCCUUGGCUAUGGUGAUACACAAGGCUCUACAGAACUACCGAAAGCAGCUGCAGCGUUCAUGAACGAACACUUCAAAGUCCGCCUCCCACUGACUGCCGACAACAUCCUUGCGGCUAAUGGCGUCUCGACGUUGCUGGAUACGCUCACAUACAAUAUCACCGACGAAGGCGAUGCUGUGCUACUAGCGACUCCAAGCUACGGCAUGUUCGCCCGUGACGUCUGGGCGAGGAACAAUGUCCGCGUGGUAGAGGUGCCCUGUGACGACAUACCGGAAGAGCGCUUCUGGGGUGAACCCCCACAAGAAGACGGCUCUAUGCAGAUACCCGAGCUGGUUGUUCGUCUCGAGAAUGCGAUCCAGGUCGAGCUGAGUCAAAAGCGCAAGGUCGGCGGCAUCCUCCUGGCCAAUCCCGACAACCCGAUGGGUCGGUGCUACGCCGCCCAUGUGCUCCUGCAGAUCUCCCAGCUCUGUGCGCGGCACAAGAUCCACCUCAUUGUCGACGAGAUUUACGCAAUGAGCGCCGGUGACCGCUUCUCGAGUAUCUUGAGUCUGGGCCUCGAUGUCAACUUUAGAAACAUUCAUGUGUUGUGGGGGUUGAGCAAGGAUUUUGGCCUCGGUGGACUCAGAAUCGGCUUUGUGGCGACGUACAACCAGCAGAUAUACAAUGCGAUGCGGGCGUCAAGCACAUUCGGGUGGGUCCCGUCACCCAGCGCGUUGACAGCCGCCAAGCUCCUGUCUGACACGAAGUUCCUCCGGAACCAAUACCUGCCCGUGUUCCGUCGUCGCCUAACCAAACGGCGCACCUUUGUCGAGGAAGAACUGGAGAAGUACGACAUACCGCACGUCAAAGCUGAGGCCGGCUUCUUUGUGUUUAUCAACUUGUCGGUGUGGGUGGAUCUCUUGCUCGAAAAGCACGGAAAGGAGGGCGACUUGAAGUUUCUGGAGUACUUGAUGAAGUACCGCGUCUAUCUCGAGCCUGGGCAGGCCUUCUUCUCCAAACGCCCCGGAUGGUUCCGGCUCAACUUUGGCGGGGAAAAGGAAACGUUCAGACUUGGCCUCCAGAGGUUGUUCCAAUGUUUGAGGUUGCUCGACGGCAAAGACCACAUUGACCCAACAAUUGCACUGCCCGGGAUCUAUCACCCGCCGCCGAAAGGCAUGGGCCAUCUCGUCAGAAUGUGA
Molecule: messenger RNA, 1398 nt
Organism: Colletotrichum orchidophilum
Lineage: Eukaryota; Fungi; Ascomycota; Sordariomycetes; Glomerellales; Glomerellaceae
Product: aminotransferase class I and II
Exons: 5
Coding region: 1-1398 (465 amino acids)
Biological process (GO): amino acid metabolic process; biosynthetic process
Molecular function (GO): transaminase activity; pyridoxal phosphate binding
Source: RefSeq, a predicted model, not a curated record